GUCUGCGCGAGUCUUUCUUGAUUUCGAAGCAGAGCUGCUUCGUUGUCUCCGGCGAUCAGAACACUGACCCCGGCGACUUGAACUCCGUCUCUGGAAACUCAGCAGGCAUCGAUUAGAAGGUGAUCGACCUCUCUCUCUCAAUUGUUCUUGAUUUGAGAAGCGAAUGAAACAAAAAACUCAGAGUGUGCUUAGGGAAUUCUGAAGGUUUGACAAUGGAUGGGGUGGGUGAAAGCUCUUCGGUAGGAGAGAAGCCUGUGGUUGUUAGGGUUAAGCGUAAAGUAGGACAAUCUCCGCUCGAUGCUUUCUGGUUGGAGAUAAAUGAAAGACCUUUCAAACGACCCUUCCUCGACUUCUCUAAGCUAUCUUUAUCCAAUUCCGAAAAGAAAGAGGAUGUGAAGCCCAAGAAGGUGCUAGUGCGGCAUUUGGAGACCGUCACGGACUCUGAAACCACUGUUGAUAUCAUCCACUCUUUAUUUGAGUCUGAUGAUCUUGGUGAGCAGAGCUGCAGUAAAGGAAAGUUUGAGGAUCGAAAAAUUGCCUUCAAGAAAAACAACAGAAAGGAGCAGCUCUUGACAAAAGCUGUACAGCAGCAACAGACCGCUGCACAGGAUGCUCGGUUUGAGCAAAUAUGGCGGAGUAGGAAGGGAAACAAGGAAGGCAUCCAUGAUAAAGAACUUCAUGAGAGGUGUAGUUUCUACGAUGUUAUUCGUGUUGAUGCUGAAGAAAGACCAGGCGAUGGACCACCAGAGGUUGAAUCCUUGGAGGACCAGAAAAUGCUGGCUAGUUUCUUGCCUCUCCUUAGAGAAUGCAUUCCAACAGCAGCUGAAGAGAUUGAAGCUGGUAUCCAUUCCAGCCAUACCGAAGAGUAUGUUUAUGAUUUCUAUGCUGUAAACGAAGAGAUGGAUAUCAGUGAAGACAGUUCUAAGCACCAGUUUCCUCUUGUCACAGUCGAGGAGGAAGAAGAGUUCUACGAUGGACCUGAUGAUGAAUCAGACUAUGACUCUGAUGAUUCAAAUGCUGAAGAUCAUCCAAGGAAUGAUUACCCAGACGAGAUCUCUGAAGAGGAGGAGGAAGAAGAAGAAGAAGACGAUGAGGAAGAUGAAGAUGAAGAAGAGAAGAGUGAAGCCUCUGACGAUGAAUCAAAAGACAAGGAGACAUCAGAAAGACGUGUGAGAAUGGUUCUUGAUGAGGAUGAGGAGUUCUUUGAUGGUUAUGCAGAGGAGGAUGUGAAUGUUUAUGGGGAUAGCGAUGAUGAGGAGUUUGAGGACAUUAAGUGGUCUUACCGGUGAGAUUCGUAUAGCUAAUGAAGAUGCUAAUAAAAGACUUUAGUGCAAGGCUCUGUGAAUCAAAAUUGUUCAUCUACUGUUAAAACAAAACUAACCAAGUUUGGUAGAUUUCGGGGUAUUAUAAGAGAUGAAAGACUCUCGUUCAUGUUAUUCA
Messenger RNA from Brassica oleracea var. oleracea, 1440 nucleotides. RefSeq names its product RNA-directed DNA methylation 4. The coding region runs from base 213 to 1289 and encodes 358 amino acids. The record is from RefSeq and is a predicted model, not a curated record. Lineage: Eukaryota; Viridiplantae; Streptophyta; Magnoliopsida; Brassicales; Brassicaceae. The transcript has 9 exons.